AUUUUAAUAUAUAAUUUAUAUAAAUACAUUAAAGAAUCUUGAUCAUGGCAGAGAAGGAAUUGAACCAAAACACAUGUUUCAACUUUUCAUUCUUCAAAGACAUGAUGAAGGAAUUGCGUCGUGUGGACGACAACAUUGUUCCUCGUCUCAACUCAACCGAUACUCAUUCAGAGGCUGCUUGUGCUGAUUUCUUUAAGCAGCUUUCUUCAGCCUAUGCCAAACGCGAGAAUGCGAUCAACUAUUGUCUCAAGACAAUGGAUAAUGUUAUCGAAACAAAGUACAAGAAGCUCCAAGAAGAUCCUGAUGAUUAUGAUACCCAGUCCAGUCUUUACUCUGAUGAAUCAAAGCGUCGUAUGGUUGCCAACGAAUUGAUGGUAGAGGAUAUUGUUCGCGAACGGACACUCCAGGUCUUCAAGAGCAAGUGCAGAAUCUUUGACACUUCUUCUCUCACAAUCAAGUCAUAGUUUAUACAACAACAUAUAUAUAUAUACAUGUUAUAAAUACUCACUAAUAAAACAUCAAAAAACACAAGAAAUAUAUAUAUACUACUCUUCUAUAUCUACAUUAUUUUACACAUUUAAUCCACAAUGCUUAUAUUAUUUUAAUUAUAAUAUAUAUAUAUAUAUAUACAGU
Messenger RNA from Phycomyces blakesleeanus NRRL 1555(-), 633 nucleotides. RefSeq lists its product as hypothetical. Bases 45 to 464 code for a protein of 139 amino acids. Lineage: Eukaryota; Fungi; Mucoromycota; Mucoromycetes; Mucorales; Phycomycetaceae. Gene Ontology annotation, cellular component: mitochondrion; mitochondrial intermembrane space. The record is from RefSeq and is a predicted model, not a curated record. The transcript is spliced from 4 exons.